This is a messenger RNA of Pocillopora verrucosa, 1094 nucleotides long. RefSeq names its product two pore potassium channel protein sup-9. Gene Ontology annotation, molecular function: outward rectifier potassium channel activity; potassium ion leak channel activity. Gene Ontology annotation, cellular component: plasma membrane. The record is from RefSeq and is a predicted model, not a curated record. Gene Ontology annotation, biological process: stabilization of membrane potential; potassium ion transmembrane transport. NCBI's taxonomy places the organism in Eukaryota, Metazoa, Cnidaria, Anthozoa, Scleractinia, Pocilloporidae.
AACAGCUGUAGCACAAAACCUUUCAAAACUGCACUUCACGACUAGACUAUAAGAAAUGGCAGCGCUUGGAAAAGGUGCAAUCUUUUUAAUUUUGUUUUUCCUGUGGUGCGCCUAUGUUGUCCUUGGAAUCUUUGUCUUUGCUGCAACAGAAGGAAAUGUGGUGCAUAAUUCUCAGGAGCGAAGAGAACGACAGAACAUGACUGGCUUGAAAGCUGAAACGAUGGAGAAACACAACAUGACCGAAGCUGAGUUUGAGACCCUCGCGAAGAAAAUUCGUGAGGUGGCGAACUCGCACAAGGAUUAUCACGAUGAACGCCGAUGGAAUUACAUAGACUCAUUUUGGUUCGUGGUCGUUCUCCUCACGACUAUUGGUUAUGGCGACUUGUACCCAGUCACGGUCAUUGGCAAGGUCGUGUGUGGGUUGUACGCCGUAUUUGGCAUCCCUAUAACCAUCUUGCUCCUGCGAUUUAUUGGCCAGCAGAUGCUACGCGGAGAAAGAGCGCUGAUCUCCACAAUUGAGAGAAGUUGUCUGAAAAGAAAUGGGCCUCCGUGUCACCUGAACGAAAAAUGUUUCGUGUUUGGUUGUCUAUACUUGUUAAUAUUGAUCCUUGGGGGAGCGGGUGCUUCAAUGGUAACAGAGGAAGGGUGGAGUUAUGGGGGAUCCAUCUACUUCUACGUCAUCACAUUCACGACCGUCGGUUUCGGAGAUAUGUAUCCUCAAAAAGGAAGACAUGUCACCAUACCGUUCAUAUUCCUCGGUCUGACCGCCAUCUCGAAUAUUCUUCACGCGGCUGCUGCAUGGGCGCUGGUCAGACGUGUCACUGCGGGCUCAGACGAGAGCGAAGAAACUACGAAGUUAACGGAAUCAACAGAGAAAGGAACUGAGGUUUAGAUGAAAAGAUGAAAAGUAAACUUGUGGAAAAACGUAGUGUCGAUUCAAACAGCUUCCUAUGUCAAGAAUAACCAUUAAAAGCAUACUUGUUAAGAUAAUUACAAUCAGCUGAAAAUGUAGAAAAUAGUGUAGAUGUGUAGUCGCGUAAGACCCAAAGAAAGUUAAUCUCAACAGCCUAGAUUAUUUUCAAGGUAACCAUAAG